Molecule: messenger RNA, 2277 nt
Organism: Nezara viridula (southern green stink bug)
Lineage: Eukaryota; Metazoa; Arthropoda; Insecta; Hemiptera; Pentatomidae
Source: the annotation of a GenBank genome assembly
GGGGACCGUCCGCCAUUUUUCUCUAAUGAAGUGAGCCCUCCUUAACAUUUACUCAACUUGAAUAUUUUAACACUUCUUGUACUAACGCAGAGUUGUUAUCGAUACCUAAUCAAAUCGGCAGUAUUUUUAUGCAAAUGAUUUUUACGACGUGUUGUGAGACAAUUCGUGUACUCCUAGUUGAUCCAACGUAGGUCUUCUACGUUGGAUUAACUGUUAUUUUGAAUUUAAAAUAUUAAUUUAUUUCAUUUAAAUUCAGUCUUUAUGAUGUUAUAUGUAUUGUAUUAUUUUGAACUUACAUAAGAAUGAAAUUAUCUAUGUAUUUAAAUUGAUUCAGUAUGUUGAGGAAAACAUACAACUGAAGAAUAUUUCACCUUGAGUGACAUUUAAUUAUGAAAUGUUCUUUGGGCUCCGCGCAAGCGUGUUAAUUCCUCAAGGUUUAAACAUGUGUAUUUUGAAAGAUAACUAAUUGAUGAUUCUCAGUAAAGCAGAGGAAGGUGAGAUGGUUAUUUCCCUUAAGGAUUGGAGAAAAGCGUUAAAAACGCCACCUUCCUAUCGUGUCGGGAAAAAUGCUCAGAAAUAUCAAAUACAACUUUUAGGUAUUGUUACUGGUAUAAGUUUAUUGCUGCUCUAUUUUUUUUAUUCGACAGAAGAAGUAUCCACUAUUAGUUCUGACCACCAGUUUUCUAAUGGAUCUAGUGGUGGAUAUCAAUCUUUAGUACAGCCUUUUAACUAUGAUAGUACUUAUCCCUUAACUAAACCAGUUCAUAUGCAAGACACUAUUCAUUAUAAAAUUGGGCUUGUUUCUGACAUGGAUCAUUCAUCUAAGAGUAAAUUAGAAUCCAAUACCUGGAUUAGUUAUUAUCUUCAAGGCACAUUAGUGUGGAAUCCAAAUGUAAAGACAGUAAAUGUUUUCUUUGAUAAAAACAAUUACAAAACAUUGAAAACGAAAUUUAGUCAUAAUUCAAGGGGUAUGGAACUAUCAGAGUUGGUUACAUUUAACGGGAAACUUCUGUCAUUUGAUGACAGAACUGGUCUGGUUUUUAUUAUUGAAGAUGACAAUGCUUAUCCAUGGUUGCUGCUAACUGAUGGUGAUGGCAAAACAAAUAAAGGAUUUAAAGCAGAAUGGGCGACAGUUAAGAAUGGUUACUUAUACGUUGGUAGCAUGGGCAAGGAAUGGACCUCUCCUCAAGGGGAGUUAGUAAACUUCAAUCCAAUGUGGGUAAAAAGAAUAAGUGCAAAUGGUGAAAUUGUUAGUCUGGAUUGGAAAGAGAAUUAUAAAUCCCUCAGGAGUGAACUUCAAAUAUAUUUUCCGGGGUAUAUGCUUCAUGAAUCUGGAGUUUGGAGUGGUAUUCACAAAAAAUGGUUUUUUCUUCCCCGCAGAAUGUCACAUGAAAGAUAUAACGAAGAAAAAGAUGAAGAAAUGGGAACCAACGUUUUGUUGUCUUGUGACGAGGAGUUCAAAACAUUUGAGGUGAUACACAUUGGUGAAGUGCUACCAACUCAUGGUUUCUCCAGUUUUAAAUUUAUCCCUGGUACAAAUGAUGAAGUUAUUGUAGCUUUAAAAACAGAAGAAUUUCAUGGUCGCAUUGCUACAUAUAUAACUGCUUUUACUAUUCAUGGAAUAGUACUUCUCAAUGAAACAAAAAUAGAUGACAUAAAAUAUGAAGGGUUUGAGUUUAUUUAGUAUUAAUAUUAAUUAAAAUGGACUUUAAUGAAUAAGGAAUAUUGUAUUAAUAGAAUUUCGUGUAUGUAAUAUAGAACAUGUACAUAACUGUAAAAUUCUGUGACUGUGAUUUCUAUUAUUUAUAAAUAAUAGAUAAUAGUAAUAUAUAAUUCAGACGAAAUAAUAUAAUGUUUUUAUUUCAUUAGAAUAAACUAAAAUUAAGACUUAUAAUAAGUCAAAACCUAUUAUUAAAGUAAUACAAUGUUGGAGUGUCCACCUGGUAUCUCAAUGUCCUAUAAUAUAAAUAAUAGCGAGCUUGUUAUUAGUUACAAUUUAUAUCAUUCCAUUAUUUUUUGUAUUUUAUCUUUAAAAAAAAAUUUCCUUUUUGCCCUGAAUUUAACAGUAUUUUUUAUUUAAAUUUUUACUGCUCAUGUAAAAAUUUGCAAGUUGUAUAUAUCACUAGUAUUUUAACAGUUGAAACACAGUCCUUAUAAGAUGUGAACAAAAUAACUACCCAUUCCAUUUAAUCCCUAUGUUGCCAGGUAUGUCUUGAAUCUUCUGUAAUAGAUAAAUAUUGAAUGUUAAACUUUUGUAAUAAAGAAAAAUAUUUUUUG